GUCUGUUUACAAAUCACACCAAGGGUCAAAGUUGAAGGCAACAGGAAGUGAAGCAGCUAGCUUGGGGAGCAAAGCAGCCUCUAAACAUGGACACGACCUCUAAGAAGGAGUGAUUUAAAGAGAAGUAGAGAAAAGAGGAUGAGUUAUAAAGAUAGAUGAAGUCAAACUGCACGUGACUUCCACCAUGUCGUGUUUUGGUGUCCACGCGGUGAGGUCGUCGCUGUCUCUACCUAAGCUGUGCAUCCUCUCCCUGCUGAACCUGAGACACCCACUCCAUCCCUCCUCUCUGCAGUCCUGGAGGAGAGUUCCUCACAGCUGUCCCUUUAGACUCGUCUCUACCGGACCAGAGCCGCCCCCUCUCCCCACGCUCACCGACACCACUGACACCACUGACACUACUGACCGCCUCCCCUCCACGUGGACUCCUGAGCAGGGUCCGCCCCCUUCUCCCUCACACUGCUGCAUGAGCGGCUGUCAUAACUGUGUGUGGAUCGAACAUGCGGAGCAGCUGCUGGAGUAUUACACGGACGGAGGGGACCGGGCGCUCGCUGCCAUCGAGGAGAACGUCCUCGAUGAGAACCUUAAGACUUAUCUGAAGAUGGAGAUCAGACUGUUAAACAAGAAGUGACUGAACAUUUCCUCAACACACUGACUGACUGAGCUCUUAUCUCACAUCUUCAUCCUCCUCCUCCUCUGAGUCGCACAGUUCAUGUCUGCACAGCAUUUCAGAACACAAACACACUCUCCAAUGAAAAGGAAAGGUAGCUGUUGACUCAGGACGUCCUCUGUGCCGUCUGUUGUAUCAAUAGUUUUCAGAUAUUUAAUUGUGGAAGUGUUGGCCUUCAGUUUAUUUUACUCAGAGGAGCUCUCAGUUUGAAGCAGGCGACUGAAGGUGCAGUGUGUUUGUUGGAAAUGAAGGCUCAAUGUCUGAUAGAAAAGGAGGGAUGCAUGUCGAAUCUAUCUGCACUGGUGUCGCUCAUUGUGUUUAUCAUUUGAGUCAUGACUUGAAUUAUGUUAAAGAAAAACAUUUCUUUUAGUCACCUUCUGUUACGAUCUUCUGAUUCAUCGUCACGUUCCUGUAGCUUUAAUCAGAUUUGCACUUUAGUUUUAUUUUCUGUCUGAAGCUUGAAUUCACGCUCUAAAGCAGUGAUUUUCAACCACUGUGCCGUGGAACACUAGUGUGCCGUGACAGAUCGUCAGGUGUGCCGUGGGACAUUUUCCAAUUUCACUUCAAUAGUCCAAAAAACAAUUAUUCAUAUGCUGCAAAUAAUUUACCAUGUAGUGCGUCUGUGUAGCAGCAGUGUAGUGACUGGCAGAGUAAUUCAAUACUCGUCCAUGUACUGACCUGCACUACCCAUCCACUGGGUGGCAGUAAAGCACACUAAUGACCGUGUUAAUUUAAGACUAUAGAAUUAAUGAUGCAUGUGAGAGGUGUAUGUGACAACAGCGAUGGGUAAAUAUUCAAAAAGGAAAACUCCAAACUGAGCCCUGGACUAAAUUCUAACCCGGAUGAAGAGCGUGAUAUGGGCCUUGGAAAAAUCAACUUGUCUGUGAGAGUUCUCAAAGCUAGCUACUUAGAAGCUGAACUCAUAGCCAAAUCCAAAAGCCACACACUGUGACAGAGACAUUAACGCUACAUGCAAAGAUCAUGUAAAUAAGAUGCUGUGCCCUGACACAGUUAAAGAAGCAGCCAAAGUCCCUCUCUCAGAUAAACAGGUUCAUAUAUUAAGAGACUAAAUGUGUCAUUUUGUAAACUUUUGGUCGGUGGUGUGACUCUGGACUUUUUUUUAAUGUAUGAAAUGUGCCUUGGCUCAAAAAAGGUUGAAAAACACUGCUCUAAAGUAUAUUUUUAUGAGUCAUCAUAUUUAAGAGUUUAAUAUGUAUUUAAAUUUUAUUGUGAAGUUUGUUUGUUGAAUAAAAGUGAUUUCAGAUAAACGUGAA
Notolabrus celidotus (New Zealand spotty) is the source of this 1941-nucleotide messenger RNA. It is a transcript of the gene oxld1, whose product is annotated as oxidoreductase-like domain containing 1. The record is from RefSeq and is a predicted model, not a curated record. The coding region runs from base 185 to 628 and encodes 147 amino acids. Lineage: Eukaryota; Metazoa; Chordata; Actinopteri; Labriformes; Labridae. Gene Ontology annotation, cellular component: mitochondrion. The transcript has 2 exons.